This is a messenger RNA of Drosophila grimshawi, 1616 nucleotides long. Its product is annotated as probable cytochrome P450 6a13. Gene Ontology annotation, molecular function: oxidoreductase activity, acting on paired donors, with incorporation or reduction of molecular oxygen; monooxygenase activity; heme binding. NCBI's taxonomy places the organism in Eukaryota, Metazoa, Arthropoda, Insecta, Diptera, Drosophilidae. The transcript has a single exon. The coding region runs from base 21 to 1502 and encodes 493 amino acids. The record is from RefSeq and is a predicted model, not a curated record.
AAUUUGUUUUUUGCAGCAGCAUGUUGUGUCUGGCUUUCUUGCUCGCUAUUGCCGUCGGAGCUAUCUAUGCCCUUCUGGAUCAACACUACUCGUACUGGCGCCGACGUCAUGUGCCUGGCGAGCGGCCUCGUUUCCUGUUGGGUAACAUGGGCGGGUUAGGGCGUCACUGGCACUGGACUGACAUCGAUUGGAGGAUUUAUCAGAGGUUUGCGGGACGAGAGCGUUUCUGUAGCUUUUACACAUUUCUCACAAAGGCACUGUUCCUGCUUGACCUGGAACUGAUCAAACGGAUAAUGAUCAGCGAUUUCAAUAGCUUUGCCGAUCGCGGUCUCUUUCACAAUGUACGCGAUGAUCCGCUGACGGGCAAUCUACUCUUCCUCGACGGGGAACAGUGGCGUUGGCUGCGUCAGCAUUUGACUCCAGUGUUCAGCUCCGGCAAGAUGAAGUUCAUGUUUCCUACGAUGGUCCAAGUAGCAAAGCAGCUAGCACUGAGCGCUGAGCAGCAGCUGGGAGAAUUUGAGGCCAAGGAUUUGUGUGCACGCUUCACCACCGAUGUGAUUGGCAGCUGCGCCUUUGGCCUCGACUGCAACAGCUUGGCAAAUCCGCAAUCGGAAUUCCGUGAAAUGGGUCGAUCCAUAACGGAACGGCCACUGCAUCAAGGUGUCGUUCAGGCCUUCAUGUUCUCCGAACCGCAGCUGGCGCGGCGACUCCGGUUGCGACUCUUUCGGCCCGAGGUCAGCCGAUUCUUCAUGGAGACGGUGCGCCAAACGCUGGACUAUAGAAAGCGAGAGCACAUCAAGCGCAACGAUCUUAUCCAGCUGCUCAUCGAGCUGGGUGCGGAGACCGAGGAGGACAAAUUGAGUUUCGAGCAGAUUGCCGCCCAAGCCAUGGUAUUCUUUCUAGCCGGCUUUGAUACCUCCUCGACGACAAUGUCAUUUUGUCUGUACGAACUGGCACUCAAUCCUGAGAUACAGCAGCGCCUACGACUUGAAAUAAAGGAGACAUUAAAGCGUCACGGGGAACAGCUGAGUUAUGAGUGCCUGCAGGAGAUGACCUACCUCAAUCAGGUCGUCGCGGAAACAUUACGCAAAUAUCCAAUUCUGCCGCAUCUGCUGCGACGCACCACAAAAGAAUACCAAGUACCAGGAUGCAGUCUAAUCCUGGAGAAGGGCAUUCGUGUUAUGAUACCCGUGCAUAGCAUACACCAUGAUCCAGAGAUUUAUCCAGAUCCCGAACGCUUUGAUCCCGAUAGAUUUGAGGUGGAGGCAAUUAAAUCGCGACAUCCGUUUGCAUAUUUGCCUUUUGGCCAAGGACCUCGUGCCUGCAUUGGUGAGCGUUUUGGCCUGAUUCAGGUGAAGAUUGGCAUCGCCACCCUGCUGCAUCAUUGUCAGAUUCAGAGCACGCCGAGAACUCAGAUUCCAUUACGAUUUCAAAAGAAGAAUUUUCUAAUUGCAUCCGAGUCGGGCAUUCAUUUGAAAAUCGAACGAUUUGCAGCUGACUAAGCAUAAAUUGUGUUUUUUUUUUUUAACAUUUGUGUAACUCAUUUUAAGUUAUCUUAAACUUGUUGCUGUAACACAUUAAUUGUCAAAAUAAAACAAAAUUCCAUCCAUAACCUA